Condylostylus longicornis is the source of this 1961-nucleotide messenger RNA. Its product is annotated as tachykinin-like peptides receptor 99D. The record is from RefSeq and is a predicted model, not a curated record. Lineage: Eukaryota; Metazoa; Arthropoda; Insecta; Diptera; Dolichopodidae. Gene Ontology annotation, molecular function: tachykinin receptor activity. Gene Ontology annotation, biological process: G protein-coupled receptor signaling pathway. The transcript is spliced from 10 exons. Bases 247 to 1821 code for a protein of 524 amino acids. Gene Ontology annotation, cellular component: plasma membrane.
UAAUUUUUAUAUAACUAAUUUCAUAAAUAAAAGCAAAAAUUAGAAAAAAAAAUCAUAUGAAUACAUAGAAUAUUAUGUAGGUUAUACAAAAGGGCAAAGAAAAAUAUUUAAUAAUAAUUAUUGUAUAAUACUUACCGACAACAUAGAUAGUGUUGUCAUAAAAAUAAAAAAAAAACGUACGCAACAGUAAUAAUUAUAAUAUAAAAAAUAGAAACAUACAAAAGAAAAACAAAAUAUUAUUAAACAAUGAAUUAUUUAUCGACGACGCUGCCAUCACCGUCAUCAUCAUCGUCAUUAUUACUGUCGUUAUCAUUAACAUCAUCUUCUCUAAACAACAAUUAUGAUAAUUUUAAUAUUACCGGGCCAUUGACGGUUUUUGAUUUUACGAAUUAUUUAGAAGAGGAUAAUAGCAGUAAUACAUUUAAUUACAGUAGUAUUUUAUCGAGUACAAUAGCUACGAAUAAUAGUUCUAAUAGUAGCGAUUUUAAUUCAACUGUUAGUCCAGAGGAAGAUGAAGAAAUAUCAUUCAUUUUGCCAUGGUGGCGUCAACUAAUAUGGAGUGUCCUUUUUGGUGGCAUGGUAAUUGUUGCGACAGGUGGUAAUCUUAUUGUGAUUUGGAUAGUAUUAGCACAUAAGCGUAUGAGAACAGUGACGAAUUAUUUUAUAGUUAAUUUAUCAAUAGCUGAUGCAACUGUAUCAACUUUUAAUGUAAUCUUCAAUUUCAUAUAUAUGUUACAUUCACAUUGGCCAUUUGGAGAAUUAUAUUGUAAAAUAUCACAAUUUGUGUCAACACUUACAAUUAGUGCAUCAGUUUUUACUUUAGUAGCUAUUUCAAUAGAUAGGUAUAUGGCCAUUAUAAAUCCAUUAAAACCACGUAUGGGUAAAAGAUGUACAUUAGCUAUAGCAGCGGGUAUAUGGAUAAUAUCAGUCGUUAUUGCAUGUCCGAUGUUCCUAUUCUUUAAAACAGAAAGUUUAGAAUUAGAGGAUGGUGGUGAACGUAUAGUUUGUUUUUUAGAAUGGCCAGAUGGUGAAACAAAUAAUUCACUGCAGGAGUAUGUAUAUAACAUCGUCUUUAUGUUUCUGACAUAUUUCAUACCAAUUGGAUCAAUGUCUUAUACAUACGCUAGAGUAGGUUUGGAAUUAUGGGGAUCACAAAGUAUUGGUGAAUGUACACACCGUCAAUUAGAGAAUAUAAAAAGUAAAAGAAGAGUAGUAAAAAUGAUGAUGGUUGUCGUAUUCAUAUUUGGUGUAUGUUGGCUUCCAUUUCAUGUUUAUUUCAUUGUUACAUCAUAUUAUCCUAACAUAACUAGAUCAUCAUUUAUUCAGGAACUUUACUUAGCAUUUUAUUGGUUGGCUAUGAGUAAUUCAAUGUAUAAUCCAAUCAUAUAUUGUUGGAUGAAUUCAAGGUUUCGAAGAGGAUUUAAGCAGUUUUUUCGGUGGUGUCCUUACGUGCACCUUACCCCAGACAGAUUGCAACGAAGAGAAGUUCUUACGUCGAGGUAUUCCUGUUCGGGUUCGCCGGACCACAACCGAAUUAUAAGAAAUGACACAGAACGUUCCUUCUUGUAUUCAUCUUGCCCUGGAUCAAGAAGUGGUUCUGUAAGAAUUCCAAUGCAUUUAAGUGCUGUUGGACAUCAUCAUCAUCACCAUCAUCAUCAUCAUGGAACAAAUUCAACAUCAGUACAUUUUAGUCAGAACACUGGUAUUGGUAACAAUAAUAAUGUUGGUAGUGGAAUGCAAUCUCUUCCAAAUGAUUAUGAAUUUGGAAGAAGUAAUACGGUAACACAACGUUGGACAACAUCAAGACGUCAAACACCCUGACAACGGGUUAGCAACGGAGCAGAACCAGAAACAAUGGAAACAGCAGCAACUGCUACAACUCAAGAAACAACUACAACAACGGUAACAACUCCAGUGAUAGCAAAUCAAAAUGUUUCAUAUCAUCAUUUACAGCAUCAUCA